Molecule: messenger RNA, 3274 nt
Organism: Varroa destructor (honeybee mite)
Lineage: Eukaryota; Metazoa; Arthropoda; Arachnida; Mesostigmata; Varroidae
Source: RefSeq, a predicted model, not a curated record
CUCUGUUUUGUCUUAAUGGCACGUUAAAAUUUGUCUUUAGCGCUACCAGUUACAGGAUACUUUACAGCGGAUAAAGACAAACAUGAUCAUUAUCGCAGAAAUGCUUCAAUUUUAUUUUACUCAGACACUGUCCGUGUCCACAAUUAAUAUCCCAUUGCAAAAUUUUUGGAGCAUUUGUAGAAAGAAGCGCAGCCUUUCGUUGCGUAAAAACCAGCGCAUCUAUAUAUCGACCCAGUUACUGAUGCAACUCUAAUUGUUCUGCAUUAUACGUCACGUUUUCUACAGAUGUCAUUUAGCGUAGAUCUAAAUAUUGACAAACCAUGUUGACGUGGAGAAAAUAGCCAACUGUACAUCUUUAGGUAAAAAUGGUGCUUUAUUUUGUUGCGACUGCGGCGACUGAACAGACUCUUCUCCUCAAGUAUUUUUCUUUUAAUCGAUGUUGGCUAAUAAUAAAUUCGUUCAAGAUCAAAUCUUUCGGCCCUAUACUGACCAGUUCUAUUUACUGUGAAGCGUGUCUCCCUGUUCUCGAGGUGUUUUCUGCAUCGCUUAUCCGACAUUCAGCUGAAAGCAGAACGUCCUCUUUCUCCUCGGGAGAGGGAUGCUGGCUCCGAUACCAGCGUGUCUGGUAUAUUUUGGCGCCUUUCUGGGCCUGGCGAAGGGUAGCCCGCAUUGUCGCAGCUAUCAUACACAGUUGUUUAAAUGUUACGGCGCCAGCAUGCAGCGAUCAACCCGCCAUGGCUAUGUUGUCCGUUACGAAAGUAACUUACGGUUAUUGUAGUACCAACACGAAGGUUUUUAUAUUCGUAGUAGUCCUUUGAUCCUAGUGAAAUUUUAAUGGAAAAACAAAGACAAUCCUAAUUGGAAAGUAAUCGUGUGUGAGCACCAGUUUGUGGAUAUAACAUUAUCACAUCACAAUCAUUGGAUAUUUGUGUCAACCUUUGGAUACUAUGCUUAUUCCACCUGUCGUUCAAUUACGACCUAGCAAACCGUCAAAAAACAUAUUUUGAAAUAACGCGAAUUGUUGCUUUUGUGCUCAAAGUUCGUUUGUUCUCGCCUUGCUAUUUGGUUUACUUAGCGUUUCAUCGUGGAAAAAUUCUACACUUUUGCCGAGACAUGCAAAAGCCGUUGUAGAGUUUCGACCUCGAACUGAUAAUUGAGUUCGAUAAAAUCACUAGAUUGAGCGUCCGUCCUCCAUUAGCUACUCACAUGCUAAGCGACCCUCGGAUCUGCUGCUCAAUGUGAUCGGUUAAAUGCAGAGUUUCGAAAAGCAAGAUUAACGCUAAUCGUUCAACACAAAAUAUUUCGUAGUUCUGCAGUUCACCCCUUGCAAUACUCACUCGUGCAAGCUGAAACAGGAACAGAACGCUGCCAUAGAUUAGAAAGUUCACAAAAGCGGGUUGAAAAGACCUACUGUGUGGUUACUUCUGUAGCUCACCUCAUUGCCUUCAGCGAUUCGGUAUCCUCCGCAGUGGAACUAGAAGGAUUCUAGCUACUAUUGUAUUGUUAACGACCAAAACUGAACGCUGAAUCGAACCUGGGUUGUUGCGCACUUUCGUCCAUCUUUGCUUCUUUUCGCCGAAUAGGCUUCUGGAUAUGCUCAGUCGGUCUGUUCUUCAGUAUCUAAAUCGGCUAACGAUUGAAAGCACUGAAGGCCAAGGGACUCCUAGUUUUUCUCGGCUGCCUAACUGAUCAAAAAACCUUUUGAAUCUGCUCAGUUUGUUCGCCAGCAGGACUGAGGUUAGGUUGCGUUUAUGCAGCUCUUGGCUUGCCUGCCAGCAACAAACUAGAUUUUGUUGAAUGUCGUUUGUUGGGCGGUAUCAUUUGCCAACUUCUGAGACGUUGAAUAGGACAGCAUGACGCAUGGAAUGGAUUAUCUAAGGCAUAGUUUCACUCUACCUAACAACAGGAAGAAGGCUCGGUACCCGCCGAACCUUAGUAACGAAGUGUCAUCAAAGGCUAUACCGAUUGGUUCAGCCAAAAUGAAAGCUCAGGCACACAAGGUGAAGACGUUGAGACACGGCGAUUCGGACCUACUAAUCGGAGACCGUCUUGAGGAUAUCUACGCAACGAAUUUCCGCAGGCAAGUUCCUGAUUUUUACGGGGGCAACUAUGAAAUCGAAGUUCAACAGCAAUCCCAACAGCAGCAACAUUCAUGGCUUGUUAAGAAACCAGCGAACGUAGCGUUGGAUGACAACUUUUUAUCAGUGUCCAACAGCGAUAUUUCAGUGGUAUCGGACUAUGGCAGUGGAGGCAGCGAGUUCGACGUCCCGUUCCGGCGCAGCGGCAGGUCAACCCUGUACGCCACGUUCCGAAGGGGGAAGAAGAAGCUCUUCAAGCCCGAUAAGCCUGUCGUAGGUAGCUUGAGUGCCACUGUAAUCAGUGACUCGAGACGCUCGUCGACAUCGACAGUGCUCUCGAGUGGGACCGGCAGUCUACCUGAAUCGCCCCCGGAGUCGGAAAGCGGUAGUCAAAUUUACGUAACAAUCAGCCGGUGCACUUCGAAAAGAAGAGAGGCCUUGCCUCCAUGGUUGUCGGAUACGUCCACCAGUUUGCCUACAACCCCCUCGCUCGAGUUGGCUCCGAUAUUCAAAGAGCCGCCCCCCUUUGUGCAACCACCAGCCAGCCGAGUCGGCAGUCUCGAAGAUCUCCACCAAACCUCCGACGAUACGAGCUCGGUGAAAAGCUUUGCUAGCUCGACAUCGGCAUCGACCUAUUCGAAUCCCAAGGAAAUCACCUACUUACGGCCAGCGAUGCUUGGUUCAGGUCCACUGCAACCGUCGCCAGCCAACCACCAUUCAAUGCCCUGGCAGAAUAACAAUAGCGUCGUGUACAAAAGUGCCGAAGAGCUCUGCAGCACAAUGUGCUCGUGUAGAGAUCGAUGCUGCCCUGCCAUAGCUGGCUAUCGGGUGCGCGCAUGCAAAACCAUGGAGCCACUGUGGGAAAGCGAAGAUGGCCAGGUUCAGCUUCGAAACAACGAAAAACACAAGUGGUAUGACGCUCGAAAGGUGAAACACAAAAGUUGCCCUGCUUUCCAGGGUCCAUCUAUUCGUCGGUCAUUGGAAGUGCCGGUGACGCCAUCAUGACGCUAGUGCGCCGCGAUAAACGGCUUUGAACACAACAAAUACAUAAUCUUGGAGACCAUAGGGCAAAGGCGGCAACAGCAACAAAAAUAUUAUAAAGGGAAAAACAGAGGAAAAGAGCGACCGGAUGAAAGGGGACGCGUCAGAUGAAGCAGCCGUCCUGUCCGAUCGCGCAUGAUCAAUGGAAACCUCAG